This is a messenger RNA of Siniperca chuatsi (mandarin fish), 5300 nucleotides long. RefSeq names its product TAO kinase 3b (gene taok3b). Lineage: Eukaryota; Metazoa; Chordata; Actinopteri; Centrarchiformes; Sinipercidae. Gene Ontology annotation, biological process: execution phase of apoptosis. Bases 1648 to 2964 code for a protein of 438 amino acids. The transcript is spliced from 7 exons. The record is from RefSeq and is a predicted model, not a curated record.
AGAAGAGGGACAGAGGAAAGAGAUGAAUAGAAGGCACCAGAACCACCUACCAUGACCAAGUGCGCUGUAAAUGUAGGACAGAAAUUCGAGUGGAAUACAACCGGAUAAUCAAGCGACAUAUUCGGGGGAAAACCAUGUUUGGAUGUGCCUUAUCUGAUUCAAAUAUUUUUAAAUAUGGUACCACAUGCGAUCAUUGGAACACAGGAAAAGUGUUUUUCCUCCCAAACAUUUCUUGCAUUUUGAAACGGAAAAGGAGAGUGGCAGUAAAAUACAUCCCUGUGCUAUCUUUCUCCGAUUAUCAAUGGUAGGCAUUGCAUAAUUCACCCUUAUCCACCGGAGCCAUUUGGUUCCUCCUCUUUGGGAAGAGGGGGACGCCAGAAAAAACGACUACAUCCAGUAGCUGCCUUCUCGGUGGUGCCUGCAAUUGUUUGGCAAUGCCUUUUUCUCUCUUAGGAAGAACUUGCAGACAGUAGCGGGGGAACAAGCAGGGGAAGGAUGCAUUUAAAGCUGGAUGUGUGCUGCAUUCAGGGAGAUUCGGCAAUAAUAGCAGCUCUAGUAGAAACAGCGAGUGCGGAGGGCCUGGGAAGCACCCAGCCCCACUAUCUCCUCCUUUUCCUCCCCCCCUGCAGGACCAUGCUUGCGUGAGGGAUGAGGCUGUGCACAGGGACACCAGGCCAGAGCUGCGGCCUACUUCUCACAAGAGCCGGUCUCUCGACUGCAAGAUCUGAGAACACAUUGCCACCAUCAAAUCAGCAUCUUUGGUAUGCAGCUCCCUCUCUCCGCCGUUUGCAUAAAAUAAAUAAAUAAAUACGCGUGUGUGCUUGCGCGUGUGUGUUAGUGUAUGUGUGCGUGUGUGCUGGCGGCGGGGGGUGAGGAGGGGAGGGAAGGGGGUCUGUGUUCUCAGCUGUACAUCUGUAGUCAUGGCAACCAGAUCCUGUUAAUGGAUGUCAUUUUUUCCAUCCUCAGCUUCCCUCUCUGCCUCUGCUUUUAUGUGUGUGCAUUGCAUUUAUAUAUAUAUUCCAUAUAAAUCUCCGCCUGAUGUCUGUUACCAAUGAGAUUUAGUUUUUGUCAGAUUGUAAAUGGUGCAUUUCCACAUCUUCUCUUAUGCCAAUGUUCAUGUCAUUUUACAGAUUGGUUUUGAGCCUAAUAGUGGCAUCACAUAAAUGUUACUUAUUCAUUGGAAAUGGUGUUGAAGUGAUUGAAUGAUUCAUUCAUGUUGCUUUUUAUGAUCAGGAGUUGAUUCUAAUCAAGAAUAUGAAUGAACAGCAGAGCCUCUGUAUAUUGAUUAACUUCACCUCUUUUGUGUGACACUGAUGCUGAAAGACAUUGAUACUGUGAACCCUAAAGGAUUUGCAGACUUCUGUAUUAUUUAUCAGCUCUUGUUAAGUUUUUGGGUUACUGUGGAUGUGUAGUAAUCUGCAAACUGAUUACUUUUCAGUAAUAGUUUUUUGCACUGUACUGUGUGGUCUGUUUUUAGGCCAUAGCCUCUGACUUACCAGCUGUCUUCUUGUUUUUUUCCUGUCUCCACCAUGGCAGUUGUUUUUCUCUGCCUGCUCUGUUUCUUUUACUUCCUGCUUGCCGUGUUCCUCUGUCUAGGUCAUCAGGUAGAUCCAGGAGCAUGAGCAGGACUUUGAGCUGCGGGAGCAGAUGUCUGGGUAUAAGCGCAUGCGGCGGCAGCACCAGAAGCAGCUGAUCGUCCUGGAGAACAGGCUAAAGGCCGAGAUGGAUGAGCAUAGGCUCCGGCUGCAGAAGGAAUUAGAGACACAUGCGAACAACACUUACAUUGAGCUGGAAAGACUGGCCAAACGCCACGCUGCUCAAACAGACAAAGAGAUUAAGUCAGUUGCAGCGGAAGAGAGGAGGAUCCAGCAACAGAUUGUUGCUCAGCAAAAGAAAGAGCUGACUACUUUCUUAGAGAAUCAGAAAAAGGAGUACAGGAUUUGCAAAGAGAAGAUCAAAGAAGAGAUGAGCGAAGACCCUUGUACACCCAAGGAGGAGAAGCAGGAGCGUCUGUCCAGGCACAAAGAAACAAUGCAGCGCUCUCAGGCUGAGGAGGAGGCUCAUCUGCUGGCCCAGCAGAGGCUGGUCUACGACCGGAGCUGCAGGGCCCUUAAACGCCGGAGUCUGGUCAGGAAGCACGAGUUUGAACAGGAACAACUGAGAGAGGAGCUGAACAAGAAGAGGACCCAGAAGGAGAUGGAGCAUGCCCUGAUGAUCCGGCAGGACGAGUCCACCCAGGACAUGGAGCGCAGGCAGCUGCAAAUGCUGCAGAAGCUGCGUAUCGAACUCAUGCGGCUGCAGCACCAGACAGAGCUCGAAAACCAGGAGGAGUACAACGGCCGGCGGCAGAGAGAACUACACAGGAAACACACUCUGGAGCAGCGGCAGCAGCCCAGAAACCUCAAGACGCUGGAGAUGCAGAUCAAGAAACAGUUCCAGGAUACUUGCAAGGUGCAGAACAAGCAGUACAAAGCUCUUAGGAACCAUCAGCUGGAGGUCUCUCCCAAAGGCGACCACAAGAGCAUCCUGAAGAGCCUAAAAGAGGAGCAGACACGCAAGCUGGCUGUACUGGCCGAGCAGUAUGAGCAGAGCAUCAACGAGAUGAUGGCUUCACAAGCGAUGCGAUUAGACGCAGAGCAGGAAACAGAGUGCGAAGCUCUGAAGCAGCAGCUGAAGCAAGAGAUGGAGCUCCUGGACGCCUACCAGAGAAAAACCAAGUCACAGAUGGAGACCCAACACGAGCGAGAGCAGCAGAAACUGGAGCAGAAGGUCUCCAUACGCAGAGCGCACCUUGAACAGAAGAUUGAGGAAGAACUGGCCGCACUUCAGAAGGAGCGUACUGAAAGGAUCAAGCACUUAUUGGAACGUCAGGACAGAGAAAUUAACGCUUUUGAUACAGAAAGUAGAAGCCUCGGCUUUGGAAGCCUGGGAUCUCUGGACUUCCCCAAAGAAGACAACAGAUGAAAGUGGAUUUAUCUUUAGAGGACAACGUAUCCGUGCCCUUUUCAUGUCCACUUGACCGUUUGUCACAUCCAUGGUGACAGAGCUGGAUAACUUUCUCUAUUGCUUUUCUUCUCUUAGAUGUUGCAUCUUUGAAUCGAGGUGUUAACGUGCAAUGAGAACUUCUUUCGUGAAACUUGAAGGGGGAAAGUAAAACAAAAGAAUCUACAACAACAUGUCAAUAAAAAUCAAACCUAGUCAGUGUAACUCAAAACGUAUGUGUUAAAAAUAACAGACUCUUUCCUCCAUGCCAUUUCCUCCUUUUGGUAUGAAUUGAAUAAAUCAGGAAAUUUUAGUAAAAUUGGCACUUUGAUAUGUUUAAGUAGAAACCCAUCAUGUUCGUAUGAUGCCUAAUGUGUGUGUUACAUGGAGGGACAUUGUGGAAUGUGAGCUGCGGACUUCCCCGUGGUGUUAAGCUGCUUUGUCUUUUUUAUUAGUUUUAUUUUAUUUUGUUCUAUUUAUUUUAUGCUCUGAAUGUGAAUAUUACUGUAUGGGGUCACUGGAUAAAGUCAGAGUUUAUUCAUUCAUUUUUUUUGGUCAUACUUCCAUAUUGUGCUUAUGCAUACAGUAUACUGUGGUCCCUCACUUUUCUAGGCAGCAGUUCUUACCUUUUCUUUUAUUUGAUAUGUAGGAUCAAUUGGCAUUAGCUUGAUCAACCCAUUUAUCUUAUCACAACUCAAGAUCCCACUUGGUAAAACUGCUUAUUAUUGCAUGCACUUUAAGGACAAAUUCAGGUUGUGAAGUGAAGCAUGAAUCUGUCAGAGAUUUUAGCUGUUUGUAAAUAAAAGCUUUUUUUUUGUUUUAAGCCUAUGGAUACUGGACAUAAGCGCCAUAUUUGAUAUGAUAAUUUCACAAAUGCCUUUAUUUAAGUUGUGCCUGAAGCAGAUUUAAGUUACGUGUUUGUUAUAUCUAUAUUUUAUUUACUGAGGCCGGCACCAUUUUGUUUUGGUUUCAUCUAAACUUGUGAAUCAUUUAAUGUUCACUAAUCAAAGUUCUUGUAAAGGAAAAUGGUGAGAAUUGUGCUGUAUAACUUUUGAUAUGAAUAUUUGUACAUGAGAAUAUAGCUAGAACAUACAGAGACACUGGUCUAUUACUGAUAACAGAGCUUAAUGAUAAAGAUUUUGCUUAGUUUUUGUUUUAUAAUAUAGAGAUAUGAUCAUACAAUAGCUCAAUAUAUUGCUAAGUCGAAUCACUAGACUCAGAUUGUAUAAAUGCUGGUGAAUGGAACCACAAACUUCUUAUAAUAUCAGUAUGAUGAUCUUUUAUGGAUCAACGGUUCUACAAAAGUGAACACGACAUGUGGGUCCAGAUUGCAUUUGAGUAAUUAGUGUCUAAUGAUCAGAUUUACAUAUUUUUUGCCAUGUUCAUUAUGGUCAUUGAACAGGUUGCACAAUGUUUCCAUUUAUACCGAAUGGAAAGAUAAUUGUUUGGUGCUUAAUUUCUAAUACCACCUUUAGCCUUGUAGUUUUUUGUCUUGGAGAGACGAUUGAUUUUUACAAAAUGUAAACGUGAAGCAUUUUGAAACCCCCUCUGAGUCAAAACACUACUAAGUUUUUCAAACACUCAUGACAUAUUUAGAGUACCCCAUGCAGUGAAACCCUCUAAAAAUGAAGUAUAUGUAUGAAAAAAUAAAUACUAUUUUAUCACGGGUCAGUUUUUGAAACAUUGUUUAAUGUGGUGGUCUUGAAUGCAACCCUGUUAUGUUUGGCAGGUAUUUCUUUACCUGUUUUUUUUCUUUUCAUUUCAGAGCCACAACGUAUUAAUGUUUGGUUAUAUUCCUCACAGGGCUGAAAGGUGGAAGAUGUUCCCUGAAUUAAAUGAGUAUGAGUAUUUUAAAUGGUGGAAUAUAAUGACAUUCAAUUUCUGAUGGCAAUAGAACUUAAAUGCUCCUGUUUUACACGCAGAAACCUAAAUUCUGAAUUUGUUAUGUUUGACCUGAGUGUGUUCUGAAGUUGAAUGGCUCCUCUAGAUUUUUCAGCCUUUUACAUUUUCACAAACUUUCUGAAAUUUGAUGAAAACGUUUCUCAUAUGCAGUAAGGCCUUUUGUCGGGUCACAUAUAACUGAAGCCUUGUGGACAAAUGGUUCCAUAAAAAAGUGCUAUUGGGGUGCUUGAAUAAGGUUUGCCUGAGAGCUUCAGAAUAGUUAUGAACUUACAAUUUGUGUGAAUUUUAAGUCAUUAAAAAGAUGUAUUUAGUUAGAAUAAAGGGGACUUUCCUAAACAACCUUAUUCACCAUUUCCUGUGCAGUUCAAAGACAAAAUAAAAGAGAUUCUGUUGAAAAAAAAGAGUCUCAAUCAACA